Messenger RNA from Acanthopagrus latus (yellowfin seabream), 5556 nucleotides. RefSeq names its product receptor tyrosine kinase-like orphan receptor 2 (gene ror2). Gene Ontology annotation, molecular function: ATP binding; protein binding; transmembrane receptor protein tyrosine kinase activity. The transcript is spliced from 9 exons. Bases 492 to 3299 code for a protein of 935 amino acids. Gene Ontology annotation, biological process: positive regulation of kinase activity; cell surface receptor protein tyrosine kinase signaling pathway; multicellular organism development. NCBI's taxonomy places the organism in Eukaryota, Metazoa, Chordata, Actinopteri, Spariformes, Sparidae. Gene Ontology annotation, cellular component: signaling receptor complex. The record is from RefSeq and is a predicted model, not a curated record.
UCUGAGGUUUCAGACAUGAUGUUUUUUCAGUUGAUUGCUAGUUAUAUUCAGUGUUGAAAACCAAUGAGUGAAGAUUUGUCUUUCUCUUUCAUCAACACUACAGUGUGCGUCUUCAACAUACCGCCGUUCUGUCCCUAGAUGGGGCCCUUGACUAAAACGUUACCGCGCGGCUGUAUGUGCGUGUAGGUAUGCGCGUACCCCGCUUUACACGCCUCACUUUUCCAGGCUGUGUGGUGUUUUUUUGAACAGUCGAGGACAGAGGCCAGAGUGGAACCAGCAGCUCUGAAACUCAACGUCUUCACCGGACUUUACACGGGAUGAACGUGUGUCUCGCUACUUAAUUUGUGACUCCUCGGCGACCCUGAACGCGUCUUUUCUCACCGAGAAAAGCUGCCGCUGGUUCCGAAAGCAGAGAGAGAAGAACGUCGCCCCACAAACCGCAUGAAACUAUCCUCCGCCUCAGUUUCGACACUCUGCUGCACACUGACGCUAUGGACCCCGCGUUGAGUUUACUCUGGGUGCUGCUCUUGUUUCCAGAUGUGAGAUGUGACGCUGAUCGAGGUCUGCCAGUGGAUACAGAUGGGGUGGUUGAGGCUCAGAGUGGAGCUGCGCCCACAACUGAAGGUUAUUAUCUGGAGUUUGUGGAGCCAGUCAACAACAUUACCCACUUCCAGGGUCAGACAGCCACACUGCACUGCAAAGUGUCAGGCAACCCACGACCUUCCAUCCGCUGGUUGAAGAACGACGUCCCAGUUGUCCAGGAGCAGGGACGGAUAAGCAUCCGCAAAACAGAGGCAGGAUCCAAGCUCCGCAUCCAGGACCUUGACACUACAGACACCGGCUAUUAUCAGUGUGUCGCAUCCAACUCGCUCAAGGUCAUCUCAGCCACAGGUGUCCUGUAUGUCAAACUAGGACAGAUGCCCACACAUGGACCAGAUGAGCUACUGCCUGAAAAAGGUUUCUGUCAACCAUACCGUGGCAUCGCCUGUGCUCGCUUCAUUGGCAACCAGAGUAUCUAUGUUGAGUCUCUGCAGAUGCAGGGAGAGAGUGAAAACCGCAUCACUGCUGCCUUCACAAUGAUUGGCACCUCCACUCACCUAUCAGAUCAGUGCUCAAGGUUUGCCAUCCCUUCUUUUUGCCAUCAUGUCUUCCCUCUGUGUGAUGAUGGGUCUCGGGGCCCACGGCGGCGUCAGCUCUGUCGAGAUGAGUGCGAGGCCCUGGAGAAUGAUCUGUGCCAUGCCGAGUACACCAUUGCUCGAUCCAAUCCCAUGAUCCUUAUGCAGCUGGAGCUCCCCAGCUGCCACCUGCUUCCACGGCCAGGCACACCUGAUGCUGCUUCCUGUAUGAGGAUAGGAGUUCCACCAGAAAAACUGGGUCCAUAUUCCCCUUCAGACCACAGCUGCUACAAUGGAAGUGGGUUUGACUACAGAGGCACAGUCAGCAUCACUAAAUCUGGUCAUCACUGCCAGCCAUGGAGUGCUCAGUACCCUCACAGUCACCAUCUGUCCCAGGAAUACCCAGAGCUCUGGGGAAGUCACAACUUCUGCCGUAACCCAGGAGGACAGAUGCAGGCACCCUGGUGCUUUACCCUGGACUCUCGUGUUAGGGUGGACCUGUGUGAUAUCCAGCCCUGUAAUCCUCCAGAGAACCCUCGGAAGGAGAUCCUGUUCAUUCUAAUACCUGCAGUAGUCAUUCCAUUGAUCAUCGCUUGCCUCUUCUUCCUGGUUUGCAUGUGUCGCAAUAAGCAAAAGGCAUCGAUUAACACGCCCCCUCGCUGCCAGCUCAGCAGCUCACCUAGCCAAGAGAUGGAGCUAUCACUGCUCAGUCAACAAAAAUAUCAGGCCAAGCUGCGGGAGAUCAAUUUGUCAGCAGUGCGGUUUAUGGAAGAACUGGGCGAGGAUCGGUUUGGCAAGGUUUACAAAGGCCACCUGCAUGGCACCAUGCCUGGUGAGCAGACCCAGGUCGUGGCCAUCAAGACAUUAAAAGACAAGGUUGAUAUAACUCUCUGUGAGGAAUUUCGCCAAGAAGCCAUGCACCGUUUUCACCUUCAGCACCAAAAUAUUGUUUGUUUGCUGGGGGUGGUUACCAAAGAGCAUCCGAUGAGCAUGAUUUUUACUUACUCCAGCUUUGGUGACCUACAUGAGUAUCUGGUGAUGCGCUCCCCCAACUCAGAUGUUGGCAGCUCAGAUGAUGACAAGACAGUCAAAUCCACUCUGGAGCAGGCUGAUUUCCUUCAUGUAAUCACCCAGAUUGCUGCUGGAAUGGAGUAUCUUUCCAGCCAGCAAGUUGUCCAUAAAGACCUUGCUGCUCGUAACAUUCUGGUCUUUGACAAACUCAGCAUCAAAAUCUUGGAUCUUGGUUUGUUCAGAGAUGUCUAUUCUGCUGAUUACUACAAUCUAAUGGGCACAAGUCCUUUCCCCGUUCGUUGGAUGUCCCCAGAAGCUCUGAUGUAUGGUAAGUUCUCCACCGACACCGACAUUUGGUCUUACGGUGUCUUGCUGUGGGAGACUUUCAGUUACGGACUGCAACCAUAUUGUGGCUACUCCAACCAGGAUGUGAUGGAGAUGGUGCGCAGCCACCAGCUACUACCUUGUCCAGAUGAUUGCCCAGCCUGGAUUUACACCCUAAUGCUGGAGUGUUGGAGUGAAUUCCCAACAAGAAGGCCUCGCUUCAAGGAUAUCCACACACGUCUGCGCUCCUGGGAGAGCCUGUCCAACUAUAACAGCUCUGCUCAGACUUCUAGCACCAGCAACACUACCCAGACCAGCUCGCUCAGCACCAGCCCUGUUAGCAACAUAAGCAUGAGCACAGCAAAUGCAUCACGCUACACCAGCCCUAAAAAGAGUGCACAGUUUCAUCAGCCUCAGUUCAUGCCCAUUAAGGGUCAAAUACAUCGGCCAAUGGUGCCCCAGCAGCUUUACAUCCCUGUCAAUGGAUAUCACCCUAUGCCUGCAUACCCAUACCUGCAGAACUUUUACCCCAUGCAAAUACCCAUGCCCAUGCCUCACCAGCAGAUGCAUCACCCACCACAGAUGGCUCCCAAAGCUGGUUCUCACCAUAGUGGCAGUGGAUCCACAACAACAGGAUAUAUCACCACUGCCCCUUCCAACACUUCUAUCACAGAGCGGGCAGCAUUGCUAAAUGAGGACUCCAAGGCCACUGAUGUGCACCUGGCUGACAGGACAUCACAGGAAGAUCUAGACAAAAACCAGAACAUAUCAGUGCCCGAAACAGAAUUGCUAGAUGACAGUGGCCCUCUACAGACUGAUGAACCUGUGAUCCACUUGUCAGACACAUAAAUGAAGAACAGUGAAGCUGAAAAUCAAGCUGUGCUUGCCAAAAAUUCAAAAGCAGUAUAAAGUGAAGUUAACAUUUUGGCAGAAAAGUGACUGAAUAGUACCGUGUUUUUUUUAAACACUUUUUUCUAGCCUUUGCUGCAAAACACAUUUUCUUAUUCACAAGAAAGCUACUUUAGAGGCUACCUCGCCUUGGUAGAGGUCUUGCCACCAGCCACUUCUCUUUGCUUGCCAGCAAAGCCAAUCACCGGCUGGCAAUAAGGCCAGGAUCCAUGGCCCUGGUGCACAAUGUGGAAAAAUCCAAGUGUCAAAUUUUGGUACCGCAUAAUGCGAAUAUGAAAGGAAGAGAAAGAGGGAGCCAUCACCCCUGCAACAAGUCACAGUCAGUUAAGGCAACACAAGCUGCAAUAUUUGUUACGUAAAAUGUAUAACACCUGGUCAAACACAAAGCAUAAAAGCCAAAGCAGCUAGUGUUUGACAAGCUGAGCACCAAGUUUUCUGCAGUGCCCACAGCUGAUGUUAGCAUGCCUGCAGCCAACACUGUACUCGUUAAUAGAGAGUUAAACCCCUCUAUGAAUAACAAAAGCAUUGACAACUUCAUAGACUUAGUUAAGUAGUUGGACAUGAUGGAGAUAACUGGGCUUUUUCCACUGUCUUAAUUGAUUGUCCAACACCUUAGUAUGAAUCCAAUAGAAGGAGAACUGCAUAGUAUUUUCUGGCAAAUACUAUAGUAUGCAAGCAUUGUAAUAGUGAUGAGAUGACAACAACAAUAUAAGAGACAUGCUACUUCUUUGACAGUUAUGGUGUGUGUGUGUGUGUGUGUGUGUGUGUGUGUGUGUGUGUGUGUGUGUGUGUGUGUGUGUGUGUGUGUGUGUGUGUAGUAUAAAAGUACAGUGGAAAGCAGUGCCAAAUUAAAGGUAUCAUUAUCAUUACUCUAUCAGUUCAAAUGCAGUGGAAGCAAACCAUUGCCAGUGGUGGAAUGUACAGUCAAGUAUUGCAGGGACCUGGAUUGAAACCUGGUUUGUAUAUUGGUGAACACUUUUUUUUUUAAUUAAUUGUUUGUUGUAUUAAAGGUUCUUACUCUGUUUUUUGAAAGGCAAAAUCAUAAAACAAAAAAUAACCAGUUUAAUGGUAAAUUUGUUUAAAAAGCUAUUGUGAAAUGUAUCUCAUCAAACAAAACAAAGAAUAAGAACAAAUUAUCUUUGUUGCUUUUUUAAGGCUAUUGACAAAAGUUUGAUUCCAAAUUACUUUUUCCCAUAAGGUUGAUCAUUUUAACAUCAACUUUGAUGAUCAAGUUGUACAGAUAGUAAUUUAUGUACUUUGGUUAAACUUUUUUUUUUUUCUUCAUUGCUGGUGAAGAUUAUUAAGCCUGUUAUUAAUGCAAUGUCUUUUUUGCCACAUGUUUUUGGCUCUCCAUAUAAUGUUCACAAAAAGUCACAUGAAUAAAAAGGUGUAUAUUCUAGAAGGAAACAAUGUGAUAUCACUUGAUUGUAUUGUACUGCACUUUAUCCCAAAGGUGCUCUAUUUUUUGCUGAAUAUUAUUUAAACUUUCCUAAUCCUAAAAAGCCACCAGGAAAAAGUUGAAAUGUUGUUGGAAAGUCCCCUAAUUUUCUUUAAGUAGAAUUAAAGUUUUAGAGUUUUCAUUGCAACAAAUGAACUGAUUUUUACAAAUCCAGAUGCAAAUCUAUCACUAGCAAGCUGUCGGCGCUGAACAAAAUUUCUUCAAUAGAAUCGUGACCUCAAGAUUUAAAAUCAAAUGGAAUUGUCAUACCCCUAUUCAGUCUGCAUGGGGUGCAGACUUCACCAGAUUUCACUAAUUCAGGGACCCACAAUUCAUUGCAAUCCUGGCUUACUUUGACAUUUUUCCAAUCAUCCCCUGACAAGUCUGGUUAGCAUUAAGCAGCAGAGAGCUGCUACAGCUGGUGAGCUCUGGAGGAAUAAACACAAGUCAAGGAGAGCAGGUUGGUUUUUUUUUUUACUUUUGAUAUUAAAACAUGGAUUUAUCUUCACUCUGACUUUUCCACCUCUGCAACAGCAAGUGUGGAGGUGUGGAAAUCCACUUAAUGUACUGCAGUUAUUACUUAUUUGAUUGCUGAAUUGAUGGGGGUUACAUUUUUCUCAUUUUAGCAGGUGCUGGGCCGAACCCACUUGUACAACUGGCCCACCCUAAAUGACCGGGAGAAUAUACAAUCAGCCAACACUCACAGUUGUUGCCGGAGUCUCCAUAUCUCUAACCCUUACUCCCAGUGCUCCUGUUAAC